This is a messenger RNA of Xylaria bambusicola, 1164 nucleotides long. RefSeq names its product GrpB domain protein. Lineage: Eukaryota; Fungi; Ascomycota; Sordariomycetes; Xylariales; Xylariaceae. The transcript has 2 exons. The record is from RefSeq and is a predicted model, not a curated record. The coding region runs from base 396 to 1004 and encodes 202 amino acids.
UUGAUAACCUAACCCUGUAGGUACUGUUCUGUAGGUACUAGGCGGCCUGAAGAAAGGCACCUAAUUCAGUAUAACGCAGGGUCUUUUAGUGCUAUAUAGGAGGUAGGUAUGGUCUCAAAAUGCAACCCGGAAAGCGUGCGUAUUCCAGGCCUAGUGAUAACAUGCGAGAAAAUACGGAAUACGACAUCAGUGGUGAUCCGCAUCUGAGCCGCCCCCCGCCUAACUUCGCAUGUCGUUGAAUUCAAGUGCUUGUUUGCUCAAGUAAAUAAGAGAGAUUAGUAACAUCUCCCAUAGCUCUCCAUGAGAAUAAACCAAUUCUCAUCAACUUUGAUGUUGCGAUCUCCUCAAAAUCUACUUAAAUCACAUACAGUUUUCCUCAUAGAUUCUCACUAAUAAUGGCUGAUAUACUUGGAAUAACCACGAUGGUGGAGGUGGAGGAGAAAGACAUCGAGUGGGUAGGCAGGCGGCCACAGAAACCUCUCCAGAUCGUCGAGUACAGGCCCGAAUGGCCAGCCAUGUUCGCAGACGUCGAGAGACGCAUCCGACAAGCCCUCGGGGACCGGGCCAUUCUAGUCCAGCACGUCGGGUCCACCAGCGUGCCCGGCUUGCCUGCGAAGGACAUCAUCGACAUCGACCUCGUGGUCGCUGACCCGGCCGACGAAGAGUCCUACGUGCCUGAUCUCCAGGCCGCGGGGUUCGUGUUGUUACUCCGCGAACCCGUUUGGUACCAACACCGCUUCUUCCACUUCGAAGAGCCGUACACGAAUCUGCACGUCUUCGGCGCCGACAGUCCUGAACUGGUGCGGCACAGGCUUUUCCGCGAUUGGCUUAGAGAGCACGAGGACGAUCGCAGGCUGUACACGGGUAUGAAGCGCGAAGCUGCCGAGGCAGCGGCUGCGGCGGGCGAGGGCACUCAGCAGUAUAAUGACCGUAAAGAGCCGGUCGUAAGGGAGAUACUGCAGCGCAUAUUCGAAGCGCAUGGGUUGUUGAAGCCGUUGAAUUGAGCGAGCGUGGUUUGGAGGUAAUAGAUGAUUUUGACAGCUCUAUAUUUUGGGACUUCUUUGCGUCUCGCAAUAUACCUAACCUAUAUAAAAGCGAUAAUAGAGUAAAGGGGGUUGAUUGAUAUAAUCACAAUCAUAGAUGAUACUCAUCCUAUGAUGAUUU